AAGUACAACGGUUGAAGAACUCACGCUUGUGAAACCUUUAACGUUAUGACUUAUUUUAUUUUAUUUCAAAAACAUGGAGGCGGUCGGUCGUCGAUAGGGUUUUUAUCUUUUUAAAAAAAUAAUACAGCUUUUAAUUGUAUUUUUUUUAAAUCAUGAUGAUCAGUAGUUAGGUAUACGGGAGGCGGAAAUGAUGGCAAGCUAAGCUGGUUGACGGGCAGGUGCGGCGCAGGGCCUGUCCCAUGAAGUUUGCCGUCAGCUGGAACGAUGCAGCAGAAACGGAACAUCCGGAUCAUAGAAUGGGAAGACCUGGACAAGAGGAAGUUCUAUUCCCUCGGCGUGUUCAUGACUUUAACCACACGCAUCACCGUCUACCCCUUCACCCUGAUCCGAACCCGGCUGCAGGUCCAGAAGGGGAAGUCGCUUUACAGCGGCACAUUUGACGCCUUCUGUAAGAUCCUUAAAGCUGAAGGCGUGCGGGGAUUGUACCGGGGCUUCAUGGUUAACUCCUUCACGCUGAUCUCAGGUCAAGCCUACAUUACCACCUAUGAGCUGGUUAGGAAGUAUGUCUCUCAGUAUUCCUCCAGUAACACCGUCAAGUCUCUGGUGGCCGGUGGCUGUGCCUCGCUGGUGGCCCAGAGCAUCACCGUGCCCAUCGACAUGGUCUCCCAGCAGCUCAUGAUGCAAGGCCAGGGGGAACAUCUCACACGCUUUAAGCUCAAAAAUAAGAUGGACGUCGCCACAUCUAAGCACAGAGUGACUUUUGGGCAGACCCGAGACAUUACCGUGCAGAUUUUUGCUGCAGACGGUUUUCGGGGUUUUUACCGUGGCUAUGUGGCAUCUCUUCUCACCUACAUCCCUAACAGUGCAGUGUGGUGGCCUUUUUAUCACUUUUAUGCAGAGCAGCUGUCGCGACUGGCCCCGUCCAACUGCCCUCACCUCCUCCUGCAGGCCGUGGCCGGGCCUAUGGCUGCUGCCACCGCCUCCACCCUCACCAACCCCAUGGACGUAGUGAGAGCCAGAGUGCAGGUGGAAGGCCGUUCGUCAGUGAUUGAAACAUUUAACCAGCUCAUGGCUGAGGAGGGCAUGUGGGGCCUGACCAAGGGCCUCUCCGCUCGCAUCAUCUCCUCCUUGCCUACCUCCAUCCUCAUCGUCAUCGGUUAUGAGACGCUGAAGAGACUCAGCCUGCGGCCUGAGCUCGUCCACACCAGGCACUGGUGAAAAGCAGGGUGCGGUCCAGGACACACACACAAGGCCAACCCAAGCUGUGUGGGCUUUCCUGCCUUUUAACGUUGCCUUUUUAAUAUUUUAGCAGUUGAUCGAUAUUAUAUUAGUUAUAGUAUAUUUAGUGUAUAGUAGUAUAUAGUAUAUUUUGUAAAAUGUCACACACAGCUUCAGUAAAGUGUUAUGAGCUAUCCUGAAUGUUAAUAUUUGAUGUUUGGUGCCAAAAUGUGAAGAAACGAAUGCAAAUCGAAUCACAGCACACACACACCGAAGCAGAGUUGUGUAAUCGGACAGGCUGAAUUAAGCCUAAUCUUUGUGUAAAGCGUACACAUCGAACAGGCCUUGAUUAAAAAAAAUUAAUUCCAACUUCUGCUAAACACGUUUGUAGAACGAAAUGUAAAGUUGGGACAAGUGCAACCGAUGGCUGUUCAUCAGCUCUGGCCCGGAUUUCAAAAUGCUAAUACUGACCAGGAACCAUCCCUCGGGUGCUGCUCAGCGAUACAAGCACUAACGAUGUUACUUGAUAAACACACCAAGCCUGGACAGAUUAAAUCUACACGCUUGAGUGAACUGAUUUCCUUUUUUUUUUAAACCCCUCAGAGAGACACUGAUAUUUUCUACAGCAUUUACGCUGCAUGCGUGUUGUUUAUCUUUUAUCAUUAUCUUUGUGUGUGUACGGUUUCAUAGUGAAUUGUGGAGGUGUUCUUUUGGAAAGUAUGAUUCCUGGUGAAGUUUUAAUCCCUGAGAAAUAUUUCUUAAAAAUCACUUGAGCCUGUCAUCUGAAUCAGAUGGGAAUCAUAAACAGAUAUGAUGAUCACGGUGAAUGUAUGUUGAGUCAUGAAUAUGUGGUGAAACUGUUGACAUGGUCUCCUUCAGUCCUUUUUGUGUUGUCUGCUCACAAUUACCUUUUUUUUUUCCUGCACACAAACACACCUUGUAUUGUAGGUAAAAAAGAUGUGGGUGUGGCCAAAGUUUUAGACCUAUCCUUAUGUAGGAUAAAUUGAUUCCUUCUAUAAUGCUUAAGUGUAUAAACUUGUGUGUGUGAUUAAACAAACAAUGGCUAAUUCCUACAAACAUCUUGUGAUGAGGAUUUAUAUUUACAGAUAGAUAGACAGACAUAUACAUAGAGAGAGGUCACGGUGUCUGUAGUGUGAUUUGAUGUCACUAAUUUAAGAUUUGUGAAGAUAAGAUCUGUUUACACUGCAGUUCUCCUUGCAUAGGAGGACGAGCGGAGCAGACCUGCACGUGGCAGACGUAUAAAAUGUAACGCUAAAGAGGUUACAUGGCUGUGACAUGGGACAUUUAAAAACGUGUACAAGCCCUCAUAUGCUUCAGUUCUGCUCUGGAUGGCAUGUGUGGUAAAGUGCAGCACGGAGUCUGAUACCUGUAGA
Messenger RNA from Ictalurus furcatus (blue catfish), 2612 nucleotides. RefSeq names its product solute carrier family 25 member 44a (gene slc25a44a). Gene Ontology annotation, molecular function: branched-chain amino acid transmembrane transporter activity. Gene Ontology annotation, biological process: branched-chain amino acid catabolic process; transmembrane transport. The transcript has 4 exons. Bases 265 to 1218 code for a protein of 317 amino acids. The record is from RefSeq and is a predicted model, not a curated record. Lineage: Eukaryota; Metazoa; Chordata; Actinopteri; Siluriformes; Ictaluridae. Gene Ontology annotation, cellular component: mitochondrion.